Molecule: messenger RNA, 453 nt
Organism: Hyaloscypha bicolor E
Lineage: Eukaryota; Fungi; Ascomycota; Leotiomycetes; Helotiales; Hyaloscyphaceae
Exons: 2
Coding region: 1-453 (150 amino acids)
Biological process (GO): protein folding in endoplasmic reticulum
Cellular component (GO): EMC complex
Source: RefSeq, a predicted model, not a curated record
AUGACCUGGAUAUCUAAAUCUGUCACCGGCCUAGGUCUGCUGUUACUCACGCAUGCUUGCUACUCUGCCCACGAACACUCUGCUCUCCACUCAACAAGCACCGCAUCCUUAUCAUCCAUGGCAUCGCAUACAGCGGUUGCAUCGACGGUCGCCUCUCUACCGAUCGAUAUAUCAAUCGAAACUGUUGUAGCCGUGUUCGUCAUUUGCUUGGGGCUGGUGCUUGGAACUCCAGAAUUAAGACCAAUACAAUGGCGCGUCUGGGCUGGCAAGAUCGAGCGUGAAGGAGAGAAAGGCUUCACAAACAGUGAUGGAAAUGUAGAUAAGGACUAUGUGGGAAAUCCAUUCAGGAUGUUGGAGAGUCGGCCAGGCUUCAUAGAUAUCCGGAAGCAAAGGAAAGAGUUUGCAGAGUGGGUCAGGGAAGGAGGAGGGACUGCUGGAGCAUCCAAAAGCUAG